AUGGCAGAAUCCUCCAGCGAUUCAGAACACUUUCGCUCUCGUGACCGAUUGAGUCGAUGGACUACCAGGUCAACAUACAGGGAAAGUCUAAGUCGUCCUACAGUAGGCGUCACCGAGAAGGUCAACACUAUAACGAGUACUUUACAGGACACCAGUCGGAACCUGCGACAAGUAGACCAGAUGCUUGGACAGUAUCGAGAAUAUAGUAAUGGACAGGCGGGUGCUAUAGAACAUUUAAAAGAAAGCUUGGAACAAUCAAUAGGCCAAUUGCGGAGUCAGCGUUUAUUGAGAAACUCAGGAGGGAGAAGUAUUUCUGUUACAAGUCUGAGUGCAAGUGACCUCGAUGGUGGCACUGUGACAGAGAGCUACCGUUUUCCACCUACCUCACCUCUCAAGGACUAUGGGGAUCAUCAGGGGAGUAAACGAAUUAGGUCCAGAACUGGUGUCCGAUUUGUUCGGGAGACUGACGACAUGGGCCAGUUUCAUGCGUUUCAUCAGUCCCUCCGAGACCUCAGCAGUGAACAAGUUCGGCUUGGAGAUGAUUUCAAUCGGGAAUUUGCCAGAAGAAGCCGGUCGGAUGCUGAAACAAAAAGGGCUUUGGAAGAAUUAGCUGAAAAACUUAAUGAAACCCAAAAGCAAGAAGUGGUUUCAGAUCGGGUGGAACGACGGCUUCAGGAAAUAGAGAGAGAGAUGCGCACAGAAAGGGAGCUGGUGGAAAGACGGCAGGAUCAACUGGGACUUAUUUCUUUGCAGCUACAGGAGGCACUGAAGAAACAAGAAGCUAAAGCAGAUGAAAAUGAGGGAGCCGUGAAAAAUAAGCUAAGACAGACUGAAACUGAGAAGAGUCAACUUGAACAAGAAUUGGAGCUAUCUCGAAGGUUAUUGAAUCAGUCGGAAGGCAGCAGAGAAACACUUCUGCAUCAGGUAGAAGAGCUCCGUACACAACUUUUGAAAGCAGAAGGUGAUCGAAAGGGUUUACAGCAUCAAGUGUCUCAGAUUUCCAAGCAACGAUCAAACCAUCAAGAUGAACAAGGAGAUGACUGGAGGUUUAGGAGAGGGGUUGAGCGGGAAAAAGAGAAUCUGGAGAAGCAGAUGUCAGAUUUGAGGGUGCAGCUGAACUUCAGUGCAAUGGCAUCUGAGUUAGAGGAAGCGAAGCGGUGCAUGGAGCGAAAAGACCAGGAGAAGGCACAUUUUGCAGCGCAAGUAGAGAAUUUAACACGUGAAUUGGAGAACAGGGAAAAGCAGCAACUACAGAUGUUGGAUCAACUUAAGGAGAUCCAGAAUCACUUUGAGACUUGUGAGGCCAAACAUAAGCGCGCUGACCUUCAGAUCUCAGAGCUGACUCACCAUGCUGAGGAUGCCACCAAACAGGCCGAGCAGUACCUUCUCGAGUUCCAGCAGUCAGAGGCCCUGAGACAGGCAGCGGAGAAGAGGAGAGAAGAGCUGAAGACGAAAGCUCAGGAGUCCAUUAGACAGUGGAAGCUUAAGCAUAAGAAAAUAGAGCGAGCACUGGAGAAGCAGUCUGAAACUCUUGAGCAACUGACAGACAAGAAUAAUCAGAUUCUAAAAGAAAAGGAUGAAUUGAAAAGCCAGCUUUAUGCAGCGUUACAACAGAUAGAGAAUCUUCGAAAGGAAUUGAAUGACGUCUUAACCAAGCGUGCCCUUCAAGAGGAGGAACUUCACUGUAAGGAGCAGAAACUAAGUGAUAUUAAGGCUCAUCAAGCUGACCUUGAACUAGAAGUCAAGGAUUCCCUGGACACUAUCCAUAGGCUGGAAAGUGAAUUGAAGAAGCAGAGUAAGAUUCAAAGCCAGGUGAAAGUUGAGAAAGCUCACCUGGAAGAAGAAAUCGCAGAGCUAAAAAAGGGCCAGGCCAAGGACAAAGCUCAACUUCUCGAGAUGCAAGAGGCUGUCAAGGACUUGAGUGCCAUCCGGGCCGAUCUUGCUAAUAAACUGGCUGAGGAACAGAAAGCCAGGAAAGAGGUGCUUAAGACCCUUGCUGACCUCAAGACACAGGCGAAAUCUAGAGAUGAAGAAACAGCUACAAUCGUUACACAGUUAAAGCUAGAACGAGACGUUCACCAGAGGGAGCUGGAAGAUCUCACAUCGUCAUUGCAGAGUGUGAAAACUAAACACGAGCAGAACAUCCAGGAGCUGAUGAAGCACUUCAAGAAGGAAAAGAGUGAGGCUGAGAAUCAUAUUAGGACACUGAAGGCAGAAAGCAUAGAAGAUAAGAAUACAGCUAAAAUCCAUCGUUGUCAGCUAGAGAAGUUGAAAUCACAGUGUGACAGGCUGACAGAGGAAUUAACCCAGAAUGAACAGGAGAACAAAAAACUGAAGCUAAAAUAUCAGAGUUUGAAGGACCAGCUAGAAGAAAAGGAAAAGCAUAUAAGCAAUGAAGAAGAGUACUUAAGGAGGAUGGAAGAGGCCAGAUUGCAGCUCAAGGAUCAACUUCUUUGCCUGGAGACUGAACAGGAAUCCAUUCUUGGUGUCAUAGGAAAAGAAAUUGAUGCAGCUUGUAAAACCUUCUCCAGGGACUCUAUGGAGAAAUUGAAAGUUUUUUCAUCUGGUCCUGAUAUUAAUUAUGACCCACAUCGCUGGUUAGCAGAAAGCAAGACUAAACUUAAGUGGCUCUGUGAGGAACUGAAGGAGAGAGAAAACAGAGAGAGGAGUCUGCGGCACGAGCUGAUGCUGUGCAGACAACAGCUGAGGAGUAUGACCGAAAACAAGGAAUCUGAGCUCCAGUGUCUCUUCGAACAGAUAGAAAGACAAGAGCAGCUUCUGGAAGAAAUACAACAAGAGAAGAGAGAUCUCCUGGAGGAGACCCACAGAAAAGAUGAAGAAAUGGAAUCUCUGCAGCCAAAGCAACUGUUUAAAAUUCCAUCUUGGGAAGAUGCUAGUCAGACUGCAAUGAAAAAUCAGAAUGAAGCUCAAUUUGAAGAAAAAGCAGACCGUGUAAAUGCAUUAGAAACGAGUACCCGAGUGGCCUUGGACCAUCUGGAGUCUGUGCCUGAGAAACUGAGCUUACUAGAAGAUUUCAAAGACUUCAGAGAUUCCUGCAGUUUAUCUGAGAGAAUUGAUGGGAGAUAUUCUAAAUACAGAGUUCACAAAGAAUCUCUUCAGCAGCGCCGAGAUGAUACCAAGUACGGAGUCAAAAACUCCAAAGAUGACGGAAUCUUUGCUGAGAGUUCCCAUGCUCGUAGGUUAGACCACUCCCCGUCUUGGCCUGAUCGCGGUCACUUCCUGUCUAGUCCACGAUUUUCACACUUGAAUUCAUUUACCAAAAGAACAGUUACUCCAGAUUCACCUUCAAUCAAGGAAGAUGCCAGCAGUUUACCAAUGGAUGGGACAAGUCCACAGUCUAAAAAGGAGGAAUAUGAAAGCAAAAAAAGCAAAAUGUUACUUGGAAGCAACCUGUUUUGGGACAUUGGUUCUAUGUUACCAUUUCACAUGCAGUUUUGUUUUGUCUAUACCAGCAGCUCACAGCUAUCCACGCUGUGUUUCAGAGUAACACUUCCAGACUCUGACAUUGCCAUCUUUAAAAAGAUUUUGGUGUAA
Puma concolor (puma) is the source of this 3555-nucleotide messenger RNA. It is a transcript of the gene CEP128, whose product is annotated as centrosomal protein 128. The record is from RefSeq and is a predicted model, not a curated record. NCBI's taxonomy places the organism in Eukaryota, Metazoa, Chordata, Mammalia, Carnivora, Felidae. Gene Ontology annotation, cellular component: centriole; spindle pole.